CCAGGGCUGGAGCAUUCAGCAGCUGGGAGUCUCCUGGUGCUCUCUCUGUGUCUGUGAGAGACAGACAGGCACAGGGAGGGGGGAGAGAGCAGGUUAACCAGGGGCUGGGGCUGAGGGUGGGCUCACUCUCUGUACCCCCUCACCCUGGGCAGGACUCAGUGCCCUCUGUGUGUGGGACAGCUUUCCCCAGCCCCAGGGGCAGUAUGCCUGGGAUCCCAGUCUGCUCCAGACUCAGGUCACCGUCUGAGAGACCCGUUCACACCGCCCUCCGUAUCCCCCAGCCCGCCCGGUGCCAGGCUGGCCGAGCCCGGGACGCUGCAGGAGGACAGAGUAAGGCAGGCUGGCCGGACUGCAGUGCCCAGACGAGGUGGAGCAGAGAGAGAGCGGACAGUCAGAUUUAUACUGAUUGGGCCAAUCAUUACUUGGCCAGGUCUGGUCAUAAACGACUGAUCAAGGAUUUACAACAAGAUGUCGCUGACGGGGUUUUACUGGCAGAAAUCAUCCAAAUUAUCGCUAAUGAGAAGAUUGAAGCUAUCAACAUUUGCCCCAAAAGCCAGGCCCAGAUGAUCGAGAAUGUUGAUGCUUGCCUCAGUUUCCUGGCAGUGAGAGGAGUUCAUAUCCAAAGCCUUUCAGCUGAAGAGAUAAGGGAUGGAAAUCUGAAAGCCAUUUUAGGGCUGUUCUUCAGCUUGUCCCGGUACAAACAGCAGCAGCAGCAGCAAUACCAGGAUCUAAUUGAGCUCCAGCAGCAAGUGCAGCAUCAGUCAUUACCGGCCAGUUCAGGGAGUCCCCAGAGAGCACAGCCAGACAUGCAGUCCAGUCUGGCAGCCAAACAUGCUGGAAGUGCAGCCAAUCAGAAAAAGUCUACCAGACUCCCAGGACCCUCCAGGGGCUCAGCGACAGGGAGCACGACCAAGGUCCAGGGAGCCAACAGCUUGAACAGACGGAGCCAGAGUUUCAACAGCAUCGAUAAGAACAAGCCCCUGCAGAAUGCAGGUGGCAGUGAGAAAGAGUCACCUAAGAACCCUCCGUUACCGUCGGCCAUGAAUGGGAAUUUGCCCCCGUCCCCUGGUGUGGGGCAGUACCCGCCCUCUGCCAUCCCUUCUCCGGGCAGUUGUAAACCCUGGCGGAGUAAAUCGAUGAAUAUCAAACAUGCUGCUACUUCAUCCAUGCUCAGUGUGAAGGUGGCCAGUCCUGCCACCUCUCCCACUGCCCCCAGUGACCGGCUCCGAGCCCCUGAUACCCCCAAGACCCCCUCGAAUGGGCAGAAGUCCAUGUUGGAGAAGUUCAAGCUGAUCAACAACAGGAUAUCCUCGAGGCCUCCUGCCUGCCCGAGCUCUGGGGUUACGGAGGGAUCCAGGGACGAGGGUACUCCCUCAGAGUGCGGUGAGGCUGGUGGAGGGGGCUCUACAGCUGGCAGUCCCAAGACGCAGUCAAAGGGAACGUCCCAAAGGGCGGGAGGCAAAUCAGGAGGCAGCAAGAAGGUCUCACCGCCGGCCAGAGACAAGGAGGAGAAGGAGAAGAGUAAAGGAGUAAAAGGCUGCAAACAGGAGAGAGUGAGUGAGGCGCCCAGGAAGAGUUCCAAAAUCGCCAGCUUAAUCCCGAAAGGAGGGAAGCCUGCAGGAGCCAAGAAGGAGAUCCCUGCUUCCAGUGGGAUUCCCAAGCCAGGAUCCAAGUUACCCACCGGGAAGUCGGGAUCGGCGAUGAAGGAGGUGGAGAAGUCUCGGGUGACCAAGGGGAGCUCUGGCCAGGCGCUGCAGAAAUCACAGGCCAACGGCAAAGUUUCCAACUCCAGCAGUGUCACCUCCUUGGAGGGUAAAGGUGUGACCCAGGCAUCCUCACCCCCGUCCUCCCUCAGCACUGCCACUACGCCAGCUCCUGGGGUGGCCAGCAGUGGGCAGCCUCCAGGCAAUGUCAUCGUACAGCUCCCUCAACCUCAGCAACAACACAGCCACCCCAACACCGCUACUGUCGCCCCCUUCAUGUACAAAACCCACUCUGACAGUGACGGCUCCUCUCUGCUGCCUGGUGACACAAAUGCAAGCCCAACAAAAAUGGACUCCGUUUACAGCAAAACUGCCAAACAGUGUCUCGAGGAGAUUUCUGGUGAAGAUCCAGAAACCAGGAGAAUGAGGACAGUGAAGAACAUUGCCGACCUUCGGCAAAACCUGGAAGAGACAAUGUCGAGUCUGCGCGGGACCCAGAUAAGCCAUAGCACGCUGGAGACAACAUUCGAUAGCACUGUCACCACGGAGAUCAAUGGGCGCUCUAUGGCCGCAGUGACCAGCAGAACAUCUGCCAUGUCCUGGAGGCUUGGCCAGUCCAGCCCACGGUUGCAAGCUGGUGAUGCCCCAUCCCUGGGCACCGGCUACCCUCCCCGACCUAACCCCAGUCGUUACAUCCACCCCGACGGCUCACGCUACGUAUACACUGCACCCCUCCGAAGGACAGCGGGGUCAAGGGCCGGCAAUAACUCGCAGCUGGACAUCUCUGAGAAAGGAAGCUCUGAGCUCGACAUGACACCCACCGAUGUGGAUGUGACCGGUUACAUGAGCGACGGUGACUUACUGGGAAAGAACAUAAGGAGCGAUGACAUCGGCAGUGGGUACAUGACUGAUGGAGGCUUGAAUUUAUACACCCGCAGCAUAAACCGUAUUCCAGACAUAUCAGCUACACGCGAUGUCAUCCAGAGGGGCGUGUCGGAUGUCUCAGGAGAUGUCGAUAGUUGGGAUGAUAGCAGCUCCAUUAGCAGCGGUCUCAGUGACACACUCGAUAACCUUAGUACUGAUGACCUGAACACCACCUCAUCCAUCAGCUCGUACUCCAACGUCACUGCCUCUUCCAGGAAGAAUACCAGAACUCAGUCCAAACCUGACACAGAGAAGCACUCGACUUCAGAAAAUGAAACCGCUUGGAGUGGGGAAGAUUUGAAGAAACCUGAGGAGGGUUUGGACGUGUCAAAGAUGGACUUGAGUGAGAAGUGGAAAAGGAACUUGUCUGAUUUAUCAGAUGAUUCUGAGAAAGGACAGAGACCGUCUCUGUCUCUGUCUCAAACAGGAUCAUGGAGACGGGGUAUGACAGCGCAAGGAGGCGUACCCACACCGCGGAACAAACAGCCCUUAAAAACACCAGUUGCAGGAAAAAUAGAAGAUGUUAAAGUUUCGGAAAAGGGAAAGGUGUCCUUAAAAAGCACAACUAGCCAACACUGUCCCUCGGAGGCAGGAAAGAGCAGUGGAGAUGAAGGCAAGAAGCCACCGUCUGGAAUUGGAAGAGCAUCCACUGCUGGCUCCUUCGGCUUUAAGAAAGCUGGCAUCUGCUCAUCGACGGUCAGCAUGAGUAGCAGUGGGGUGACAGUGACCAGUGGCUCCGCUACGCUGGGGAAAGUUCCCAAGUCUUCUGGCAUUCCCAGCAAGUCGAGCUCCGUUAGAAAGACCAGUCUGGAUGGUUCCCAGAACCAGGAGGACGGAAUCCUGCUGAUCAGCUCCAGGACUAAUCUGCAGUAUCGCAGCUUACCACGACCCGAUAAGACCAGUGCUGGUACCAUCAGCAGCCGAGGUGGGCAUCGCUCCAGUACCAGCAACAUUGACUCCAACGCCGGGGGGAAGUCAGCGAGCAGUGCAGCCUCCAAGCUCAGAGAACCUUCCAAGGUUGGCUCGGGGCGUUCCAGCCCCAUCGGGAUUGCUCAGGGAGAGAGAGAGCGGGAGAAGGUAGCUGCAGGGUCUGACCCAGAAACAAUGUCACUUUCAAGUUCCCCAAAAUCCAGCCCUCCAUCCAUGAGCAGCAGUGGAACGUCAGGACUCAGGCAACAGGGUUCCAAGUAUCCAGAUAUCUCCUCACCAACGUUCCGCAGGUUGUUUGGAACGAAGGCGAGUGGGAAAGCGAGCAGUGUGCCUAGUUCCGAACCGGUGAAGGGCUCCACUGUCAUCUCUAACCCCCAUGCCUCUCUGACCCGGCAGGGCAGUCUGGAGUCACCUUCCAUGGGGCCAGGAAACAUUGUGAUUGGCCAGGGCAGUGGAGGGGGAAGCAGCUCCUUGAACUGUAAACCUCCUGAGCUACCCACCGAAGGAAGCAGCCUGGCUUCUAGCCCAGCCUCUCUUCACUCAUUAACCUCCAGCGGGCACCAGCUAACAGCUAGCCUCAGCAGUUCCCCAGGGGGCAGUAAGGACACUCUGAGCUACCCUUCCCUGACCAGCCUGCACACCAGCUCCGAGUCAAUCGACCUCCCACUCAGUCACCAUGGCUCGUUAUCUGGACUGACCACUGUGCCCAAGGGGGAUGUACCCAACCUGCUGCUGAGGACCGGGAGUGUCAAGUCAACGCUGUCAGAGAGUCCACUUUGUUUCCUUGUUAACAUGCCUCAGUAUCACAGGAUCACUCCCUCUCGGAAGCUGGACAGUGUGCAACUAGAUCGAAACACCCUCCCUAAAAAGGGACUCAGGUACACCCCGUCAUCUCGACAAACCAGCCAUGAGGAAGGCAAGGAAUGGCUUCGCUCUCACUCAACUGGAGGCCUGCAAGACACAGUCAGCCAAUCACCUCUGCCCUCACCCUCUGCCAUCUCAUCCCCUUGCAGUGGCACAUAUCAUUUUACACAUUUAGUGAGUCCUACAGCAGUGUCGCAGUUUCAUCUCUCUGGUCCCAGUAUGAUGCGUUCAAACAGCAUUCCCACGCAAGAUUCCUCAUUUGACUUGUACGGAGAUUCCCAAUUGUGUGGAAGUGCCAACUCCCUGGAGGACAGGCCAAGGACAAUCAGCAGAUCCGGAUCAUUCCGGGGCAGUAUGGAGGAAGUCCAUGGAUCUUCACUCUCACUGGUUUCAAGCACAUCAUCUCUUUACUCCACAGCUGAAGAGAAAGCACAUUCUGAGCAAAUUCGGAAGCUGCGCAGAGAGCUGGAUACUUCUCAGGAGAAGGUCGCCUCUCUCACCUCUCAACUUUCGGCUAAUGCUCACCUCGUGGCUGCUUUUGAACAGAGUUUAAGCAACAUGACGUCCCGGCUACAGAACCUAACCAUGACUGCUGAGCAAAAGGAGUCGGAACUCACUGAGCUGAGAGAGACCAUCGAAAUGCUGAAGACACAAAAUUCUGCUGCUCAAGCUGCCAUUCAGGGAGCUUUAAAUGGCCCAGACCAUACAAACAAAGUAGAUACACGGAUUAGAAGACAACAUUCCUCAGACAGUGUUUCCAGCAUCAACAGUGCGACCAGCCAUUCCAGCAUCGGGACGGUGAAUGAUAGCGACUCAAAGAAAAAAAAGAAGAAACAGAGCUGGCUGAGAAGCUCCUUCAAGCAAGCUUUUGGUAAAAAGAAAUCAUCAAAACCCAAUCUCUCUCAUUCGGACAUCGAAGAAAUCACUGACUCCUCAAUUCCAUCAUCUCCCAAAUCACACCAGGACUCAACAGAUCCUGGAUCCCUGAAGCCAUCACAUUCUACAUCCGCCAUCUGUGAGUGCACCGAGACGGAGGCUGAGGCCAUUGUACACCUGAAGAGUGAGCUGCGGGAGAAGGAACUCAAACUGACUGAUAUUCGCCUGGAAGCACUUAGCUCUGCUCACCACCUGGACCAGAUCCGGGAAGCAAUGAACAGGAUGCAGAAUGAAAUUGAACUUCUGAAAGCAGAAAAUGAUCGUUUGAAAUCAGAGACAGGAAGUAGCAGUGGAGCAGCGCAGACGCAGUCCCAGUCAUCAACCUCAUCUUCCACUUCCUCCUCCCGCCAUUCCCUGGGACUUCCCCUCCACAAUCUCAAUGUCAGCGGAGCUGCAACAACAGACAGUUUGCUGGAUGAAGGAUCUGAUGGUUCAUUCCGUACGGAGAGCUGUAGUGUGCGAAUAAUGAUUUGCCUGAACAAACAACUCAAGCGAACUAAGGAAGAAAAGUCUCCUCAGUAUCUCAUAGGGUCAUUAGGAGUCAGUGGAAAGACAAAAUGGGAUGUUCUUGAUGGUGUAAUUCGUCGGUUGUUUAAGGAGUAUAUUUUCCGUUUGGACCCCAGUACGAGUCUCGGUCUGUCAUCUGACAGCAUUCUCAGCUACAAUAUCGGGGAGGUAGUGAGAGCAGGGAACCUGGAACUGCCAGAACUGCUGCCCUGUGGCUACCUGGUUGGAGAGAGCAACAUCAUUACUGUGAAUCUAAAAGGUGUGGCAGAGAAUACUGUGGACAGCUUGGUGUUUGAAACACUAAUUCCAAAACCUUUAACACAUCGUUACCUCAACGUCCUGCUGGAACAUCGAAGGAUCAUCCUCUCGGGACCUAGUGGGACCGGAAAAACCUACUUAGCCAAUAAACUUGCUGAAUUCCUGGUGAACAGGGCUGGAAGGGAGGUCGCUGAUGGGUCGAUAGCCACUUUUAAUGUGGAUCACAAAUCGAGCAAGGAAUUGCGCCAAUACUUGUCAAACCUGGCUGAUCAGUGCACGACUGCGGAUAAUGGUUCUGACCUGCCUUUAGUGAUAAUCCUGGAUAACCUCCAUCAUAUCGGUUCAUUGAGUGACAUCUUCAAUGGAUUCCUCAAUUGUAGAUACCACAAAUGUCCCUAUGUUAUUGGAACAAUGAACCAAGCUGUCUCGUCCUCUGCUAACCUGGAACUUCACCACAACUUCAGGUGGGUACUCUGUGCCAACCAUACUGAGCCCGUGAAAGGAUUCCUGGGUCGCUAUUUACGCCGUAAGCUAAUUGAGACUGAAAUCGACAGAAAUAUGCGCAACAGUGACCUCUUGAAAAUCAUAGACUGGAUCCCCAAAGUGUGGCAGCAUUUAAACGGUUUCUUAGAGACACACAGCUCCUCGGAUGUUACUAUUGGCCCACGUCUCUUCCUCUCGUGCCCUUUGGAUGUAGAUGGCUCCAGGGUUUGGUUCACGGACCUGUGGAAUUAUUCCCUGAUACCAUACCUUUUGGAAGCAGUUCGUGAAGGCCUUCAGUUAUAUGGCAAGAGAGCACAGUGGGAGGAUCCCGCAAAGUGGGUGGUGGACACGUACCCAUGGAAUGCCGGCUCACUGCAGCACGAGUGGCCAUCUCUGCUGCAGCUACGACCUGAGGACGUGGGAUAUGAGGGUCACACGUCUGCCAAGGAGAGUGGCUCCUCCAAGCAUGUCCCCCAAAGUGAUAGUGAUGGUGACCCAUUGAUGAACAUGUUGAUGAGGCUUCAAGAGGCAGCGAAUUAUUCCAGUGCACAGAGCUGCGACAGUGACAGCACCAGUCACCAUGAUGACAUUUUAGAUUCCUCUAUAGAGUCGACUCUGUGAGGUGGAUUCAGAGUGUGAUGGGGAUGUGUGAGUUUUUGUUGCUGUGAAGAUGCUGACCUGUAUUGAGGGUGUGAAGCUGCACAGUGAGGGAUGAAGACUCCCUGGGGGUGUUCCAGUGGUAAUCUACACAGUGCACCAAGGCAAGGAACUCUCAAUGCGAGGUCAGCUUGCUCGAGUCAGCUGUAUUGAGGGACACACUGGUGGGAACCAACUGAGUUUAAUUCAUCAACAUGAUGUGUACACAAUGGAUAAAAUGCACACAUACACACUAACAAACAAAAAAUAAUUGCACAUGAAAUCAAGCCAAACUGGAAUUUUGCAAAGUAUUUACAUGUGUAAACCUGAUUUUAAUUUUAAUUGAGGUGCUGCAAGGAGUGGAUUAGACAGCUGCUAAUCCAUCUCUGUCCUAACCUCAGCUCUCUGCCGUAUUGGUGCUGGUUGAAAAAGCCAGAAACAGUCCUUGGUUUACACCCACUGCCCACAAUCCCAACAGCUUUGCACACAAUAAGCACAACGUUGGGAGAGGGGGCAUGCGGUCUCCAAUCACCGUGGGGUCAACUUUUGAAAACAUGCUGGACACACAGCUCAGCUUUUCUUGGUGCUGCUGGUCAAAGCAUUUCUUUCUUUCUAACAGGCUUCAUUUAUGGAUUUCUACUGCUGUAUGGUGUAGUUUUUUUUUAAUUUAAAUUUCAAGUCUUUUAACUUGAAGAAAAGGUCUCUCAGUCACCAGACUUACUUAAACCUCCACUAAUGGUACAAGUGAUAACCUUGGCUUGUGAAGGGCUACAUCAAUACAGGUUGUGGAGAGUCUACAAGUGGAAAUAACAUUCAAUAUGGUGCUGAAUCACUUGCCUUAUUCUCAACAGGUUACAGGACUUAAAUGAAGCCACUUAAUUUUAUCUGCAAAUAUUUGUAUCUGGCAACUCUUUAUUUAUGGAAUUUGGAGGAGCUGAAAGGGAGUAGGUUUGAUCAUUUCACACUGGUUCGACCCGACAGUAAUUCCGACUUAUUCUUCCUCAGUUGGGGACUGGGUUUAACUCUGCACCUUAAAGGGAAAUUUGAAGUAUCUUAACAAGCAAAUACUUUUCAGAAAACCCACUCCUGUUCACUGCCCCCUCUCUCUUUCUCUCUCUCCCUUUUCUUUUUAAUAGUAUUUACAAGUCACAGUUUCAGUGAAAUGACUGAAAGAUAAUAAUUGGUCAGUGUAUAAAGUGGUUCUUCACUGAAUCUAAACCAGCAGAGCUGGGACAACUUGGCAGAAGGGUAUGAGCACAAAAUGUUCUCUUGUAUAAACGUUCAGCAUGUUUUUACUGCCUAUAUGCAAAGCUAAAUCUCAUUCAAAAGGAAGGAGAGCCAGUUUGAAUGUCAGCCCCCACCUCCUGGCACUUUCUCUCUCACAGACAUCCCCACUCCCACACAAACUCCUGCCUUGACCCACCCGUUCACUCUGUGUUCGCACAAAUGCAAAUGGACUUGCAAAACUCUUCAAACUGAUUCAGACUGUCAACAGCAUUCCCCUCCCCCCCCCCCAGGGUCCGCUCCUCUCCCCUCAAAGCAGUUUAAGGUUAAAAUACAUUUCAAAUUUUGCAUGCUAGAAAUCUUAAAAUAAAACCGGAAAGUGCUGGAGAAAUUCAGAAACUGUUCUGAAGAAGGCUCGCUGGACUUGAAAUGUUGAUUCUGCGUUCUCUCUGUAAAUGCUGCCAGCCCUGCCAAAUUUCUCCAGCAAUUUAGUUUAGGUUCAGGUUAAAAUUGGACUUUCACACAUUAAUGUACAGAAGAACACCUCACUCUGGGAAGGAGGGUGGGGGCCGGUGGGGGCGAUUUGUCUGGGAGGGGCCGCAUGAAUAGUGCACUUCAUUGGUGUUUUCUCUUACACCCCAUGAUGGGGGGGGCAGGGGGGUCGUUCAUUUGAUUUCUUUGUGUUUUGAAAAGGGUUUUUGCACAAACAUAAGAAAUUGUAAAUAGAGAAACAAAAGGAUGAAAGAAAGAAAUGUGUUUUGUUUUGCCUUGCACAGUGAAGAUUUGAGAAUUUCUGAUAUGUGUAUUACUUGGUGUAAACAUUUACUUCACUUGACUAUGCUGGGAUUUUUGUAAACACUGUUGAGAAUUCUCUGUCUAGACAGGAUGUGUUUUAUUUUGUGUGAUAACCAUUACUAGGAGCUGCUCUCCAUCGGAGAUUAAUGAGCCACAGAUGGACCACUGCCAAUUUUUAUUCAUCUUGUUCAUUGGGGCAUCUUUAUUUAAUGUUGGGCUUGUUUUAGCCUGUAUAGCACAAGUCUACUGUUCACCCAAACUACCCAUCCUUGGCACUGAGCCAGCUCCCUCAGAGUGAACAGAAUCUCUGACACUCCUGUUUAUACCUGUCAGCCAGGGCUCCCUGAUUGGACCAGGUUAACAGCCCCAAACAGGGAACUCCUAUGAGGUCCACUUGGCUGACCGUGUUCCAGUCACUAGUUUUAGCCUGUAUAGCACAAAUCUGCUGUUCGCCCAAACUGCCCAUCUUUGACGCAUUUCAGUGAGACAUGGGGAAGUGUUUUUGUGUGAAACAGUUUUCUGUAAAACAUAUUUUGUAUUCUGUACAUUUUAAUGUAACAUACAAUGUAAAUAAUCAGUGAUAGCAACAAAAAAAUGAAAAAAGAAUGAAAACAAUCAUGGGGAGAGUUUUUUGCAGUCUUUUUCAGGUGUUAACUUUUGCGUUUGAGUAUUUGGGUGUAACCAGAUUAACAAAUUGUUAAUCUCUGGGUUUAAUCUGUCUCUCCAU
Messenger RNA from Hemiscyllium ocellatum (epaulette shark), 9987 nucleotides. It is a transcript of the gene nav3, whose product is annotated as neuron navigator 3. NCBI's taxonomy places the organism in Eukaryota, Metazoa, Chordata, Chondrichthyes, Orectolobiformes, Hemiscylliidae. Bases 204 to 7226 code for a protein of 2340 amino acids. Gene Ontology annotation, biological process: nervous system development; neurogenesis. The transcript is spliced from 39 exons. Gene Ontology annotation, molecular function: ATP hydrolysis activity; protein binding; ATP binding. The record is from RefSeq and is a predicted model, not a curated record.